GUAGAUGGGAAGGAUAAUGCCAGGGCUGGGGGUGGGGGUCUUGGGAAGAACAACUCAGAGGAGGGCCUGGGUCCCUGGCUCUGUCUUAAGUCAGUGCAAAGAAGCUUCAUGGGUGAUGGGUUGGGGCAGGGCAGGCAGCAAGUGGCUGCAAGGACUUCUCUCUGAAACAGCAACCAAGCUGGCCAGGAAGAGGCCUGGAGAAUAAUGGUCCCAGAUAGGGGCCAGACGUAGGGGAGAAAAAAAUGUGUCUCAAUAGCACCCACUCCUCCACCCUGUCCCCACUCUUUCUAUGAUCUUUCCGGAGAUUCUCUCUUUCUACCUGAUCUGCUUCCCUCACCUGACAGUGUCCAGGUACAGUAGUUUGACAAUCUGGUUUAUCUGGCUACUGUGCUCUACUGACAACUGUGUGGCAGCAGCUGCACAGCUUCUUGGCACCUCCCUGGGCAGUAGGCAGGGAUAUAGCAUAGAGAAAGAUGUUCCAUGCCUCAGGAGCUCAGAUUCUGUUCCAGAAAAACAUCUCAAAGCCAGGGAGAAAACUGAAGAAGAGGUAUUUUGUGGAGAACAAGCUAUGCCUCCCUGUCACUUCUUAAAGAAUAAAAUGGGGUCUCUGGCAGUAGGCAAGGAGAAGACCUCUCUGAGCUCUGAGGGUGAGUGGGAGUUGCCUUCUCAGGUCUUUUCAGGCGAGCUACUUUGGCCUGCACACAGGUUGGGCCAGGAAUUCAUGCUUAAGUGCAGGCUGAUUUCCAUAAAUAAGCUUUGUGUUCCUGUGGGCUUGCCUGGAUUGUGCCUGUUCUCCUGUGAUCCCAGGCCUGGUGAGACCCGCUAGCAGGGCAGGAUAGCUUCCUGUACGUCCCCUCAAAGCCUGCACCACCCCCUCUCCCUUCACCACUCCAGAGCUAUAAUUAAGUUCCCAUGUGAAACCGUAUCCCUCAGCUGACACAUGCUUGUAACCACAGCCCUGGCCAUUGGACAGCUCAUCUGGGGUGACUGAUGGGGCUGGUGCCGGGGCCUCUAGACGCUCUCCAGUAGGUCUGAGUAGGUGGUGUGGACCCACCAGGAAAGGGUGGAUCCAGUGAGGGGAGGGGUAGGCCUUGCCCAAGAGUCAGAAAGUAGGAAGUCGUGGGGGAGAUGAAAGGCCUGCGAGCAGCUAGAAAGUGCCAGGGAACACAAAGAUAAGGGAGACAGACAGGCAGCCUUUCAUGGCUGGAGGGCAUGGACAGGGGGAAACUUUCAAAUCACUGAGCCACAGACAGAAUGUGAGCAGUUUAUUUCAUAUUCUAUGUAUUUUUAUAGCAUAAAAUUAAGAUAUAUUUUAAAUAACUAAAUUCACCAUUUUAAAGUAUGCAUUUUGAUGGUUUUUAUAUAUUAUAUUAACUGUGUUAUACAGCCUUCACCACUAAUUCCAGGACACUCCGUCACCUAAAAACUCGGUACCUAUCAGCAGUUGCUCCAUCCCUUAUCCAUCCCCUGGUUACUAAUCUACUUCCCCUCUCUAUGGCUUUCCCUAUCCUGGACAUUUCAUAUGAAUGGAAUCAUAUCAUAUGUACCCUUUUGUGUCCGAAUCAUUUCACUUAGCAUGUUUUCGAGGUUCAUCCAUGUUGCAGCAUGUAAUAGUACUUUAUUCCCUUCUGUGGCUGAGUAUUCCAUUGUGUAUAUAUAUUUUGUUUAUUUAGAAGUUGAUGGACAUCAGGGUUGUUUCCAUUUUUUGACUGCUAUGAACAUUCAUGUACAAGCUCUUGUGGGACAUAUGCUUUAAGUUCUCUUGGGAAUAUACCUAGUGAAAUUGCUGGGUCAUGUGGUAAUUCCGUGUUUAACUUUUUUUUUUUGAGACGGACUCUUGCUCUGUCUCCCAGGCUGGAGUGCAGUGGCACGAUCUCAGCUCACUGCAACCUCCACCUCCUGGAUUCAAGUGAUUCUCCUGCUUCAGCCUCCUAAGUGGCUGGGAUUACAGGAGCCCACCACCACACCUGGCUAAUUUUUGUAUUUUUAAUAGAGACAGGGGCUCUUUGAGGAAGAUGAGGUCAUAGCUAUGGUGGAUUGUUAGUCCGCACGCUCCUGCUCCUGACUCACCGCUGUUCGGUCUUGCCUAGGAGCAAGUUGGUCAGGAAGCCGUGCAUCAGCCAUGGCUUUUAAGGAUACCAGAAAAACACCCGUGGAGCUGGAGGUGGCAAUUCACCGAAUUCGAAUUACUCUAUCUAACAAGCUGCAAUGUAAAAUCUCGCUGGAGAAGGUGUGUGCUGACUUGAUCACAGGAGCAAAGGAAAAGAAUCUGAAAGUGAAAGGACCAGUUCGAAUGCCUACAAAGACUUUGAGAAUCACCACAAGAAAAACACCUUGUGGUGAAAGUUCUAAAACAUGGGAUCGUUUCCAGAUGAGAAUCCACAAGCGACUCAUUGACUUGCAGAGUCCUUCUGAGAUUGUUAAGCAGAUUACUUUCAUCAAUAUUGAGCCAGGAGUUAAGGUGGAAGGCACCAUUGCAGAUGCUUAAGUCAGUUAUUUUAAUAAAUUGAUUACCAGUUGUU
This is a messenger RNA of Callithrix jacchus (white-tufted-ear marmoset), 2522 nucleotides long. The record is from RefSeq and is a predicted model, not a curated record. Lineage: Eukaryota; Metazoa; Chordata; Mammalia; Primates; Cebidae.